Molecule: messenger RNA, 1389 nt
Organism: Musa acuminata AAA Group (dessert banana)
Lineage: Eukaryota; Viridiplantae; Streptophyta; Magnoliopsida; Zingiberales; Musaceae
Product: caffeoylshikimate esterase
Exons: 1
Coding region: 137-1138 (333 amino acids)
Cellular component (GO): membrane
Molecular function (GO): lipase activity
Source: RefSeq, a predicted model, not a curated record
UUUGGUGAAGCCCCUUUGUCUGUGAAGAAGGCAAACGGCCCAGAUCUUAUAUGUGAGAGAGAGAGCAAGCAAUUGCUUGCCAUCCACGAGCUUCUGAAUCCAAUCUACUCGACAUCGCCGCCCGCCUGCGACGCCGAUGGGCUCCGACGCGCCGCCUCCGUCACUCCCCCCGCCGACGAAGUACUUCUGGGGCGACGAGCCCGGAGAGGACGAGUACUACGCGUCGCAGGGCGUCCGCAACCGGCAAUCCUACUUCCAGAGCCCCCACGGCCGUCUCUUUACCCAAUCCUUCCACCCCAUCGACCCCGCCACCAGGGCCGACCGCCCCGUCAAGGCUCUCGUCUUCAUGAGCCACGGCUACGGCUCGGACACCGGCUGGCUCUUCCAGAAGAUCGCCAUCGCCUACGCCAACUGGGGCUACGCCGUUUACUGCGCCGACCUCCUUGGCCACGGCCGCUCCGACGGCAUCCGCUGCUACCUCGGCGACAUGGAGGCCGUCGCGGGCGCAUCCUUGUCCUUCUUCGUCUCGGUGCGCCGGGAGUCGCCCGGCCUGCCGGCCUUCCUCUUCGGCGAGUCCAUGGGCGGCGCCGCCACCCUCCUGAUGUACCUCCGCUCCGACCCGGGCACCUGGACGGGACUCAUCUUCUCCGCCCCGCUCUUCGUCAUCCCGGACGACAUGAAACCGUCCCGCCUCCACCUCUUCCUCUACGGCCUCCUCUUCGGGCUGGCCGACACCUGGGCGGCCAUGCCGGACAACAAGAUGGUGGGCAAGGCCAUCAAGGACCCGGACCGACUCCGGGUCAUCGCCUCCAACCCGCGGCGCUACACGGGGCGCCCCCGGGUGGGCACCAUGAGGGAGCUCGCCCGCCUCUGCGACUACUUCAAGACCCAAUUCCGCGGGGUCACGGCGCCCUUCCUGACGGUGCACGGCACCGAAGACGGGGUCACCUCGCCGGAGGGGUCGAAGACGUUCUACGAGAUGGCAUCGAGCGCGGACAAGAAGCUGAUCAUGUACGAGGGGAUGUACCACUCGCUGAUCCAGGGGGAGCCGGAGGAGAACAGCAGCCGGGUCCUGGCGGACAUGAGGGCAUGGAUCGACGAGCGCGUCGAGCGGUACGCAGGCGCGGCGAUGAAUUGAGACGAAGGACUCCGGUGACCGCCGCCGACAGGUGAACGCCAAUAACGAUAAGAGUACACAAAUUAUUGUAUCUGUGGUUGGGUUCGGUCUAUUUGUUUUACGAGUAGUUAUUCUUCACUUGAUAUUAAGUUGAUAAUUGAUGUGGUUAGUGCUUGCGGAAUCGUUUGACCAAAACACUAAAUCCACUCCAAUGUGGUUGUCUUAGUCAAAUCAGCCUCCAUGAAAAUUCAACGGUGGAUUCAAUUCCAUUA